This is a messenger RNA of Brassica rapa (field mustard), 1080 nucleotides long. RefSeq names its product fructose-bisphosphate aldolase 4, cytosolic. Gene Ontology annotation, biological process: glycolytic process. The record is from RefSeq and is a predicted model, not a curated record. Lineage: Eukaryota; Viridiplantae; Streptophyta; Magnoliopsida; Brassicales; Brassicaceae. Gene Ontology annotation, molecular function: fructose-bisphosphate aldolase activity.
AUGUCGUGCUUCAAGUCCAAAUACGCCGAUGAGCUCAUCGCCAAUGCUGCUUACAUCGGUUCUCCAGGGAAAGGUAUUCUCGCCGCUGAUGAAUCCACAGGGACCAUCGGAAAACGUUUCGCAAGCAUUAACGUCGAGAACGUUGAAUCAAACAGACGUGCUUUACGUGAGCUCUUGUUCACCACUCCAGGAGCUCUCCAAUACAUCAGUGGUAUCAUCCUCUUUGAGGAAACUCUCUACCAGAAAACAGCUUCAGGUAAACCAUUUGUUGAUGUAAUGAAGGAAGCUAAAGUCCUUCCCGGUAUCAAAGUCGAUAAAGGAACUGUCGAGCUCGCUGGUACAAAUGGUGAAACCACAACCAUUGGCCUCGACGGGCUCGGAGACCGUUGCAAGAAAUACUAUGAAGCAGGUGCACGUUUUGCCAAAUGGCGUGCCGUUCUCAAAAUCGGAGCCAACGAGCCUUCGGAGUUAGCCAUCCACGAAAACGCUUACGGUCUAGCGAGAUAUGCCGUCAUUUGCCAAGAGAACGGUCUCGUCCCCAUCGUGGAACCAGAGAUCCUCGUGGACGGAUCCCACGAUAUUGAGAAAUGUGCUUACGUCACGGAACGUGUCCUCGCGGCUUGUUAUAAGGCUCUUAAUGAUCACCACGUGAUCUUAGAAGGAACGCUCUUGAAACCAAACAUGGUUACUCCAGGCUCCGAUAGUAAGUCUAGGGCUGAACCCAAAGUGAUCGCAGAGCACACGGUCCGUGCAUUACAGCGUACUGUCCCCGCCGCGGUUCCAGCCGUUGUGUUCUUGUCUGGAGGACAGAGUGAGGAACAAGCAACUGUGAAUUUAAACGCCAUUAAUCAGCUCAAAGGUAAGAAACCGUGGAGCUUGACGUUUUCGUAUGGACGUGCGCUUCAGCAGAGUACACUCAAGGCUUGGGGAGGUAAAGAGGAGAAUGUUGAGAAGGCUCAAAAGGCGUUCUUGGCUCGAGCCAAGGCUAACUCGGAGGCAACUACUGGUGCCUACAAAGGUGAUGCUCAGCUCGGUGAAGGUGCUUCUGAGAGCCUUCACGUUAAAGACUACAAAUACUAA